Messenger RNA from Myotis daubentonii (Daubenton's bat), 1760 nucleotides. It is a transcript of the gene SPRING1, whose product is annotated as SREBF pathway regulator in golgi 1. NCBI's taxonomy places the organism in Eukaryota, Metazoa, Chordata, Mammalia, Chiroptera, Vespertilionidae. The record is from RefSeq and is a predicted model, not a curated record. Gene Ontology annotation, biological process: positive regulation of SREBP signaling pathway.
CGGCGCGGGGUGGCUGUCGGGAGCUGGCUCGGCUGAGGGCCGCGGGGCCGGCGCCCGGCGUGAGGAAUGGGGCUGCCCGCCGCGUAGGGGCCAUGCCGCCCGGGUUCCGGGCCUGCCCCGUUCCGCGCCCCGGCCGCCGCGCCCCGCGUCCGCGCCGGCAUGGUGAACCUGGCGGCCAUGGUGUGGCGCCGGCUCCUGCGGAAGCGGUGGGUGCUCGCCCUGGUCUUCGGGCUCUCGCUCGUCUACUUCCUCACCAGCACCUUCAAGCAGGAGGAGAGGGCAGUGAGAGAUCGGAAUCUCCUCCAGGUUCAAGACCACGAUCAGCCCAUUCUGUGGAAAGUGCAGUUUAACUUGGGCAAUAGCAGUCGGCCCAGCAACCAGUGCCGGAACUCCAUCCAAGGGAAGCACCUCAUCACCGACGAACUAGGAUACGUUUGUGAAAGGAAGGACUUGCUGGUGAAUGGCUGCUGUAAUGUCAACGUCCCGGGCACCAAGCAGUACUGCUGUGAUGGCUGCUUGACCAACGGCUGCUGCAGCGCUUAUGAGCACUGCGUUUCCUGCUGCCUGCAGCCCAACAAGCAACUUCUCCUGGAGCGCUUCCUCAACCGGGCAGCCGUGGCCUUCCAGAACCUCUUCAUGGCAGUGGAGGAUCACUUUGAAUUGUGUUUGGCUAAAUGCAGGACCUCAUCCCAGAGGAAGACUCCGAUGUGUGGGUUAAAUCUUGCUCGAGGUUGCACCAAGAGAUGGGCAUCCACAUUCAAACCUCAGAGCUCCUGAAGGUAUAGGUAGGCAGGCCCAGUGGGCAGUUGCCUCUUCACACUGUGAUUGACAGUGACCAUCUGCCAAUCAUUUCCUGUGGGCAGGUGCUGAGCCAAAGGCUUCUUAUUUAAUCCUACUAGCCAUUUUUAGGAGGUAGGUAGGUCUUUUUAUCCUCAUUUCAAAGAAAUAAACUCAUGUGUAUAUUGCAUUGUGUUUACCACCCAAAGUCAAAUCGUCUUCUGUCACCAUAUAUUUGACACCUAAAGACAUUCUUGAUUGUCACCAGUGUGUAGGUGGAGGUGCUAUAGCCAUUCUGUGGGUAGAUGGCAGGCAUGCUACUCAAUAUCCUAUGGUGCACAGGACCCCCUCCAAAAUAAAUGAAUUAUGUAGCCCCCAAUGGCACUAGUGCCGAGGCGGAGAAACCCUGGGUUACACUAUGUUACCCUUGAAUAGCAGUGACACUGAAUUAGUAGCCCGUCAUUCAUUUAGCAAGUUUUUACUUAGCACUUGCUGAGUGCUGGGUGCUGGGUGCUGGGUGCUGGGAGAUAAAGAACUGAAAGGUAGCCUUCUGGAAUUUAAAUGGCAUCUGUUCAGUUGCUGUACCUCUUGACCUUCCCACCAGCAAUGUAUGAGAAUUCCAAUUUCUCCACGUCCUCACCGACACUUGUUAUUGUCCGUCUUUUUGAUUGUGGUCAUCCUAGUGGUCAUGAAGUGGUAUUUCAUUGUGGCUUUGACCUGCGUAUUUCUGAUGGCUAGUGAUGUUGAGCAUUCUCAUAUUCAUUGGCUGUUUGUAUGUCUUUUUUGGAGAGAUGUCUAUCCUAAUCCUUUGCCAUUUUUAAAUUGUGUUGCCUUUUCUGCUGAAUUGUUAGAGUUCUUUAUGUAUCUUGGAUACAAGCACCUUAUUAGAUAUAUGGUUUGAAAAUGUGUUCUCCCAUUCUGUAGGUUGUUAUUUCACUUUCUUGAUAGUGUUCUUUGAAUCAUAAAAGUUAAAUUUGUAUGAA